Saccharomyces kudriavzevii IFO 1802 is the source of this 2205-nucleotide messenger RNA. It is a transcript of the gene KNS1, whose product is annotated as serine/threonine protein kinase KNS1. Gene Ontology annotation, molecular function: protein kinase activity; ATP binding. The record is from RefSeq and is a predicted model, not a curated record. Gene Ontology annotation, cellular component: nucleus. The transcript has a single exon. Gene Ontology annotation, biological process: protein phosphorylation. Bases 1 to 2205 code for a protein of 734 amino acids. NCBI's taxonomy places the organism in Eukaryota, Fungi, Ascomycota, Saccharomycetes, Saccharomycetales, Saccharomycetaceae.
AUGUCACAGAAUAUUCAAAUUAGCACUAGAAAACGUUCAAGAGCAAAUAUGAAUAAUUCCACUACUACGGGCCUCUCGGGCAACACGAGCGCUAACAAGACCUUUUUGGACAACUUCGAAGAUACACGCACCAACAAACUGCUGGACGAGAUGUUUGCCCGGCAGAAUUCGUUCUUGACCGACAAUCUCAGGAACAGUCUGGAUCUGAACCAGAGCGACAACCCGCUGCGUCCCCGGCAGCACCAGUUGUUUUUGGACAACGAAAAUGCCAUAGAGCUGGACGACGAGCCCCGUAUCAUCAACACUACGAUCAACAACAACAACAACAACAACAACAGCAGCAGCAGCCGCGUGGAUGAGGAUGCGGACGACGACAUCAUCUUUAUCAAAGAGCAACCGAUACAAUUCUCGUCGCCCUUAAUCUUGCCCAGUAGCAGCAGCAACAACACGGGUGCUACGACCGCUGUAAGCAACAAUACGUAUAUCACGACACCAAAGAAGUUCAAGAAGCAAAGAACCAUCUCGCUGCCCCAGUUGCCGCUUUCGAAACUCAGCUACCAAUCAAACUAUAUCAGUGUUCCCGACCAGAGCAACGCCAUCGUUCCCAGAGUUACCCAAACCGAGAACGAGUUGCUGCAUCUGACGGGGUCCUGCGCAAAGACCCUGGAGGGCAACAAGGCCGUAAAUCUCACAGUAGCCCACAGCACUUCUCCCUUUUACAACCCACCGGCACAAGUGGCCCCGCCGCCUCUUCCUCCUCCUCCUCCUCAAUCAAACAACCUCAAGAGACAAAUCGGCUCUUCGCUAAGGAAGUUCAAAUCUAACGGCUCUGCAGAAAGCACCUCGUCCAAUAAAUCCAACUUCAAAACAGACAAAGACGGCCAUUACGUCUAUCAGGAAAAUGACGUCUUCGGCAGUGGCGGGCGCUUUAUUGUGAAGGACCUGCUGGGCCAGGGCACAUUCGGCAAGGUGCUCAAAUGCAUCGAUAAUAAAUGCGAGCCCAACUUCGUGGCCGUGAAGGUCAUAAGGGCCGUGGACAGAUACAGAGAAGCUGCCAAGACAGAACUACGAAUCCUGCAGACCAUACUGAACAAUGACCCUCAAGGUCAGUUCCAGUGUCUCCUACUAAGGGAGUGCUUCGACUACAAAAACCACAUCUGUCUGGUCACAGAUCUAUACGGCAGGUCCAUUUACGAUUUCAUGUGCUCCAACGGUAUCGCCAGAUUCCCGGGCUCUCAUAUACAGGCCAUUGCCAGGCAGCUAAUCAGAUCCGUGUGUUUCCUGCACGAUUUGGGAAUAAUACACACGGACUUGAAACCGGAAAAUAUCUUGAUCUGCGAUGAAACCCACAUUUCCCGAGCUUUGCCCGCGAAGACCGUCCAGUCUCUGAGCAAGAGACGCCGUGAAGCAAGUAAGGGGAAACGUAAAAUCUUGAAAAAUCCAGAAAUCAAAAUUAUCGACUUCGGCAGCGCAAUUUUCCAUUACGAAUACCAUCCUCCCGUCAUAUCCACUCGUCAUUAUAGAGCCCCCGAAAUUGUUCUUGGCCUGGGCUGGUCGUUCCCCUGUGACAUUUGGUCCAUCGCAUGUGUUUUGGUCGAAUUAAUCAUUGGCGAGUCCCUUUACCCCAUCCACGAAAACCUGGAACAUAUGGCCAUGAUGCAAAGAAUCAACGGCACCCCUUUCCCCACUGACAUCGUUGAUAAGAUGUUUUAUAAGUCUAAACACAAACUGGGCAACUCCCCAUCGGAUUUAACCUCCACAGUGAUAAAACAUUUCGAUAGGAAAACGCUAAGCUUGCAAUGGCCAGAAAAGAAUAAGCGUGGAGAUACCGUAACCACUGAAAAAUCAAUGAAAAGGGUUUUGCAAUCAUGCGAUCGCCUAGACAUAUACAUUUCCAAGGUCCUGAAACAGGAUUAUGGCGAUAGUUUGAGCAUCAAUUGGAACCUGCCGCCGGAGAAAAACUGGUCGUUGAUAAACUCCAAAUUGCUAUGGAAAAAACAAGUACAUUCCUCCUCUUCCUCGGCCACUGACGAUCUCGAUAAGGAAACCUUCUUGUUUUGGUACUGGUUCAUCGACCUACUCAAGAAAAUGUUCGAAUUCGACCCAACAAAAAGAAUCACCGCAAAGGACGCAUUGGACCAUGAGUGGUUCAAUCUGGGCAUACUGGACGAUGGUAUUGCAACUUACAAUAAUACCCAAGGUUAG